Messenger RNA from Umbelopsis ramanniana AG, 798 nucleotides. RefSeq lists its product as uncharacterized. Lineage: Eukaryota; Fungi; Mucoromycota; Umbelopsidomycetes; Umbelopsidales; Umbelopsidaceae. The transcript is spliced from 4 exons. The record is from RefSeq and is a predicted model, not a curated record. Gene Ontology annotation, biological process: translational elongation. Gene Ontology annotation, molecular function: guanyl-nucleotide exchange factor activity; translation elongation factor activity. The coding region runs from base 53 to 685 and encodes 210 amino acids. Gene Ontology annotation, cellular component: eukaryotic translation elongation factor 1 complex; cytosol.
GAAGAAGUCGACGUCAAAAAGUUGGAAUUCCUUCUCUUUCACUUCCUCUAUCAUGUCCUUCACCCUUGAGACUUCUUUGGCCAACCACAUCCUUAACGGUUUCUUCGAAAACGCUUCCUACGUUCAGGGCUUCGAGGCCUCUGCUGCCGACAAGAAGGUCUUCGAGAGCCUUUCCGAAGGUCCCAACGCCGAACAAUUCCCCCAUCUUGCCCGUUGGUACAAGCACAUUGCUGCUGUCAACGGUUUGACCACCAAGACUGCCGCUGCUGCUACUGCUUCCGCUGCUGCUGAGGAGGAUGAUGAAGAUAUUGAUCUUUUCGGUUCUGACGACGAAGAAGUCGAUGAGGCCGCCGAGAAGCUCAAGGCUCAACGUCUUGCUGAGUAUGCUGCCAAGAAGGCUAACAAGCCCAAGACCAUUGCUAAGACCACUGUCACUCUCGAUGUCAAGCCUUGGGAUGAUGAGACUGAUAUGGACGCUUUGACUGCCGCCGUCAAGGGUAUUGAGUUGGAUGGUUUGGUUUGGGGUGGAUCCCAACUCGUUGCCAUUGGUUACGGUAUCAAGAAGCUCCAGAUCAACUGCGUUGUUGAGGAUGACAAGGUUUUGCUUGACGACCUUUCUGACAAGAUCACUGAGUUUGAGGACUUUGUUCAAUCCGUCGAUGUUGCUGCUAUGCAAAAGAUCUAAGUAGUUGCAUAUUGUAUAUGUCUUCAAUAAACCACCACCAAAUGCCUUUUUCACAGAUGAUACUUUUGUAUCGAUAGGCCAGGCCGUUCUGACGGGUCCAAAUUUAUUAUUUU